UAUAAUUCAGCAAUAUCAUCACGUCAUACAGCCACCGGCGCAAUACCACCAAGAAAAAAACUAUUUGUGAAUCGAAAUGCACGAUUACACGAUUUAGAAAAUCGUUAUAAACAACAAACCUUAACACUAGAAGAAUAUCUUGAAAAAGUGAUGCGAUUAAUUGGUAUCAAAAAAGUUUGA
Molecule: messenger RNA, 180 nt
Organism: Didymodactylos carnosus
Lineage: Eukaryota; Metazoa; Rotifera; Eurotatoria; Philodinida; Philodinidae
Source: the annotation of a GenBank genome assembly